Messenger RNA from Quercus robur (English oak), 3731 nucleotides. RefSeq names its product putative disease resistance protein RGA4. Gene Ontology annotation, molecular function: ADP binding. Gene Ontology annotation, biological process: defense response to other organism. Bases 10 to 3636 code for a protein of 1208 amino acids. The transcript has 3 exons. NCBI's taxonomy places the organism in Eukaryota, Viridiplantae, Streptophyta, Magnoliopsida, Fagales, Fagaceae. The record is from RefSeq and is a predicted model, not a curated record.
UGGGGAACUAUGCUUGUUUUCUAUGCAUCCUUGUACCCCACAUCUAGGCGUUUUACUUUCAUCGAAGCACUCAAAAAGCAUGGUCUUUCUCAUUUAUUCCACCUGAAUAGUCCCUUCCCACCCACUGUCACAGAUUGUUCUGGCUUUACUCUUACCCUCCAGUUCUCUAUUCUCACAAAGACAGAAUUAGCAUUCAUUCAAUUCUCUCUAAUUCAAGAAAUGGCCGAAGGAGCUCUGUUCGACGUUGCUAAGGGAAUCAUCGGGAUAGCGGGCAAACUAGCACUCCAAGAGGCUGCGCUCAUCUGGGGUGUCAAAGACGAGAUCAACAAACUCAAGGAGACAGUUUCCAAAAUCAGUGCUAUGAUUUUGGAUGCAGAGGCGAAGCAACACGGCAGUGAAGUGAUCAAAGAGUGGCUGAAAGAGCUUAAGGAUGCUAUGUGUGAUGCGGAUGACUUGCUGGAUGAAAUCUCCACUGAGGCCUUAGGACGGGAAGUGAUGACCGGGGACAAGAAGGCCAAAGAGGUACGCAUCUUCUUUUCUAAAUCUAACCAGCUUGCAUAUGGUGUUAGAAUGGGUCAUAAGGUUAAGGCCAUGAGGGAGAGGUUUGAUGCGAUUGCAACUGAAAGCAAGUUGCUUAAGCUUGCUAUAGCUGCGGAGAGGCAGUUUCAGUUGGAAGAACGUUGUGAGGAGAGACAAGUCAGGUAUAAGGCAAGACAGCAGACUCAUUCCCUUGCAAGUGCUGAAGAUGUUAUUGGGAGGGAGGAGGAUAAGAAGGCCAUCAUUGGAUCUCUGUUGGAUCCCAAUGUCAACGAGAAUGUUUCUGUCCUUCCGAUAGUUGGUAUCGGAGGACUAGGAAAGACCACAGUUGCUCAACUUGUCUUCAAUGAUAAAGAACUCAAAGACCAUUUUGAGCCAAAAGUGUGGGUGUGUGUCUCUGAGAAUUUUGAUGUGAAAAUAAUUGUUCAGAAAAUCUUGGAGUGUGUAAAAAAUGGGAAACUAGCAAAAGACCUUGAAAUGAACACGUUAGUCAAUGAUGUUCAUAAAGAAAUUAAUGGAAAAAGAUACUUGAUUGUGUUGGAUGAUGUGUGGAAUGAAGAGCGUGAAAAAUGGUUUAGUUUGAAAAAAAUUUUGAUGGGUGGCGCAAGAGGCAGUAGAAUAGUUGUGACUACACGUAGUCAAAUAGUGGCAAAGAUUUCACAGCCUAUUCAACCACAUGUGUUACAGGGUUUAGAUAAACAAUAUGCUUGGUCUUUAUUUAUGAAGAUAGCGUUCAACGAGGGGAAAGAACCGAAGAAUGCAAGUUUUGUAAAUAUUGUGGAGGAGAUUUUGAAGAAAUGUGCGGGGAUUCCGCUUGCUAUAAGAACAAUAGGAGGUCUGGUAAAUUCUAAAGAAUUCACAAUAGAGUGGUUAUCAUUCAUAAACAAAGAACUUUCAAAAAUACCUCAGAAUGAAGAUGACAUUUUACCAACACUAAAGUUGAGUUACAAUCAUCUCCCGUCACACUUGAAGCAAUGCUUUGCUUAUUGUAGUCUAUUUCCAAAGGAUUUAGAGAUUAACAAGUCAAGUUUGAUUAAUAUGUGGAUGGCGCAAGGGUUCAUCACGUUGUAUGACGAAAAGCAAUGUUCAAGAGAUGUUGGUCAUGAGUAUUUUAUGGAUUUGCUUUGGAGAUCAUUCUUUCAAGAAGUUGAAAAAGAUGAACUUGGCAAUAUUUCAAAAUUCAAAAUACAUGAUCUCAUGCAUGAUAUAGCAAUACAAGUUAUGAGUUCAGAGAGCACCACCAUUUAUUCAAAAGAGAAAGUCAUUGAUGAGAAAACUCGUCAUGUGUCAUUUGGGGAUACAUUGUACUCAUCAUCGGAAAUUCCAAUCUCAUUAUAUACAGCAAGAAGGAUAAAGACAUUUCUUUUGCCAUGUCAACCAAAGUAUGAUACCAUAAGAUCAAAUGAUUCAACUUAUAUUGCAAUUGUGGCUAGUUUUAAGUUUAUACGCUUGUUGGAUUUGCAUAACAUGGGGAUUAAAACAAUUCCAAGUUCUAUCAAAAAGUUGAAGCAUCUAAGAUACCUUGAUCUUUCUGAGAAUAAAGACAUUGAAAUGCUUCCUAAUUCUAUUGUCAAGUUGUACAAUUUGCAAACACUUAAACUCUCUAAGUGUGAAAACCUCAAAGAAUUGCCAAAAGAUAUUAACAAAUUAGUCAACCUCAAGUUUCUUGAGUUUGAUAAGUGUUGGAGGUUGACUCAUAUGCCAAAUGGACUGGGCCAAUUGACUAAUCUACAAACAUUAUCAAGAUUUGUGAUGAGUGAGGGUAGGAUUGAUUCAGUGCCUAAGGGUAACGGUGGAUUGAAGGAACUUGCCAAGCUAAAUGAGCUAAGAGAAAAUCUGUCAAUUGAAAAUCUCAAACACGAAAAAGAUGCUGCAUUAGAGUAUAAGGAUGCAAAUUUGAAAGAGAAACAACGUCUUGAUAGGUUGGACUUAAAUUGGGUAUACGAAGCCAUUGAUGAGACAGGUGCCAGUUAUGAUUACAUGUCAUUGGAAGCCUUGCAACCACAUAUAAAUCUCAAAGUAUUGAGUUUAGAGCAGUACGGGGGAGUGACAUUUCCACAUUGGCUUGUGUCGCUCACAAAUCUUGUCCAAUUUAGAUUAUAUUCAUGUAGAAAAUGCCAAUAUCUUCCACCGUUGGACCAAUUUCCUUCUCUCAAAAUUAUCCAUUUGAGCGGAUUGAAUUCUUUAGAGCACAUAUCAGAUUUAGAGAGAGAUAACAGUGAUUCUUUAUUCUACCCAUAUUUGGAGACGCUCUAUAUUUCAAAUUGCCCUAAUUUAAAGGGAUGGUGGCAGGGAAGGAGGGAUUCUCUUCCGUCAUUUCCUCGUCUUUCUAAUUUACAAAUUAAGAAUUGCCCUCAGCUGACUUCCUUUCCUUUGUUUCCAUAUCUCGAAAGAUUGAGCCUAGUUAAAUGUAACUUGAACUUGAAGCAGUCAUGGGAGAGGAUGAUGAUAAACAACAAAACUUCAAGGAAUCUACCAUCAAUUGCUUCUUCUUCUUCUUCUCCUUCUACAAUUGUUGCCCCUCUCUCCAAAUUAAGUUGGAUGAAUAUAGAGAACACGGAAGAAGCUUUGCCAGAGGAGUGCCUACCAAAUCUCAUUUCUCUCCGUACUCUAUUUCUACUCGAAUGUCCUCUUCCUCAAGGCAUGCGAUAUCUUACGGCACUUCAACGUCUGGAAGUUCAGUUCUCUGAGGUGGUUGAUUUAUCCAAUGAUUGGGAUGAGAUGGAAUGGCAAGGACUUAGGACCCUUCUCUCUUUGGAAUUCUAUUAUCUUCCGAAGUUGGUCUCUCUCCCAACAGGGCUUCAAUAUGUCAGCUCUCUACAAGUUCUCAGCAUUUCGUCCUGUCAUAGUUUGAUAGCUAUACCGGAGUGGAUCUGCAAACUUAUAUCUCUUCAAUAUCUUUCAAUUUGGGAUAGCCCUAAUUUGGAAUCAUUGCCAGAAGGAUUCGGUGCCCUUACCUCUUUGCAAACACUAAAAAUUAGAGGAUGUCCCAUCUUACUGAAAAGAUGCAAGAAGCAAAUCGGGGAAGAUUGGCAUAAAAUUUCUCACAUUCCCAAUUUGGAAGGAGAUCUGUCUCAGCAAGAAAUAAGAGCCAGAUGAAGAAGAACCAAAUGAAGAAGCAAAGGAACCUGCUCGUCAGAAUUGGGAGUUAAUUAAGGCUUUUGGGUGCUGCAAUUGUUCAACUCAGCAAUUGG